This is a messenger RNA of Grammomys surdaster, 864 nucleotides long. It is a transcript of the gene Tmed6, whose product is annotated as transmembrane p24 trafficking protein 6. The record is from RefSeq and is a predicted model, not a curated record. Gene Ontology annotation, biological process: endoplasmic reticulum to Golgi vesicle-mediated transport; Golgi organization; intracellular protein transport. Bases 29 to 748 code for a protein of 239 amino acids. The transcript is spliced from 4 exons. Gene Ontology annotation, cellular component: endoplasmic reticulum; endoplasmic reticulum-Golgi intermediate compartment; Golgi apparatus. NCBI's taxonomy places the organism in Eukaryota, Metazoa, Chordata, Mammalia, Rodentia, Muridae.
ACCUGUAGAAGACUCCACAGAAGGCAGCAUGUUCCCUUUGUUCCUUGUGGCCGAACUGGUGGUUCUGAGCCUAGUGACCUCUGCUAGGAGCCAGGAGACAGAUCCACUACAUGGCUCCAAGGACCAGCCAUUCUUCCGAGGAGCUGAUCGAAAUGACUUUGCCAUUGUGGUCAAUCCAGGAGAGACAGAAUGUUUCUGGCAAUUUGCUGACCAGAUGGGCUACCUCUACUUCAGCUAUGAGGUUCAGCGCAUUCUCGGAAUGUCACAUGACCGCCACAUUGUUGCCACAGCACAUACCCCACAGGGUUUCCUUAUUGACACUUCCCAGGAUGUACGGGGCCAGAUUAACUUUGCAACACAAGAGACAGGUUUCUAUCAGCUUUGUCUGAAAAAUGAGCAGAACCGCUUCAGUGCUAUACAAGUGUAUCUCAACUUCGGAGUCUUCUAUGAGGGGCCCGGGAUGGAUCAUAAGCAGAGUCAAAGGAAACAGCUGAACGAUACUCUGGAUGCCAUCGAGGACAGCACACGAAAAGUGCAGAACCAUGUUUUCCACAUGUGGCGCUUCUACAACUCGGCCAGGAUGAGGAAGGUGGCCGACUUUUUCCUCCUGCAGUCUAACUACACCUAUGUCAACUGGUGGUCCACAGCUCAGAGCCUUGCUAUCAUUCUUUCUGGGGUCCUCCAGCUCUAUUUCUUGAAACGUCUUUUCACUGUCUCAACUACUGACACAAAGAAGCCAAGAUGCUAACACAGAGCAGAUUUGUCAAAGCUUUAAUCAAAUCGGCUUUGGAAAGUUAUUGGGGAAAAAAGUCAAUUUAAAUCCCCUUUCUCUUGUGCCCAUCAAUAAAGGCAAAUGGCAGUAAU